AGCGGGGCGAGGCGCGUCGCUGGGACGCGAGAAAGGUUCGCUCAGUUGCUAAGGCGUCAAGACUGGGAUUCGACCUCACCCCUUUAGAUGGGCAGCUUCCAGGUUGCCCAGGUGAUUCGGGCGCUAAAGGCAACGAGGUCAUGACCAUCUUUUCUUCCUAUUGGCAUUGCCAGCUUUAGGCCCUACACCAGACACAGUGGCCAACACCAGACAGAGAUGACUUAACCAACUCUUAGAACUAUGUAAGGGCCCAGUGCUCAUAGAAAAUUUUAUAUUUUAUAUCACUUUUACAAGUUCUGCUUCUCUGAUUGAACCUGAAUGAUACAAAACUGGUAGUUAAAACUGAAGUAUUUCAAUUUAAAGUAUUCUCUUUAAGUUUUACUAAGACUUGAAUCCAUAUAAAUUAUGUCUUUGUACAACUGCAACUGUAUUAUAAAGAUUUGUUACCUUUAGUCUAUUUUGUGUUGUUAUAAAGAACUACCUGAGAAACUGAGUAAUUUAUAAAGAAAACAGAUGUAUUUGGUUCACAAUUCAGGGUGGCUAGAAAGUUCAAGAUUGGGUAUCUGCAUCUGGUGAGGGCCUCAGGCUGCUUCCGCUCACGGCAAAAGGCCAAGGCAAAGGGGAGCCAGCUAUGCAGAGAUCACUUGGUGACCCAGGAAACAAAAGACAGGUAGGAGAGGUGCCAGGCUCUUUUUAACGGCCAGCUCUGAGGAAUUAAUUGUGUGAGCACCUACUACCUGCCUAGGGAGGUCAUAGUUCUAUUCAUGGGUUUCACCCCCAUGACCAAAACACCUCCUAUUAAACCCCAUCUCCAACUUUGGGGAUCAAAUUUCAACAUGAGGUUUGGAGGGGACAAAUACCCAACCAGAGCAUAUGUUAAAUGUCAUGUUUGAGGUAUGAAGACAGAGUGUCAUAUGAGGGAGGAAUAUUACAUCUCUAUUAGGCCAUUCUUGCAUUGCUAUAAAGAAAUACCUGAGACUGGAUAAUUUAUUUUAAAAAGAGGUUUAAUUGGCUCAUGGUUCUGCAGGCUAUAUAAGCAUGGUGCUGGCAUCUGCCCAACCUCUGGGAAAGCCUCAGUGAGCUUUUACUCAUAGUGGAAGACAAGCAAGAGUAGGCUCAUCACCUGGCGAAAGCAGGAGCAAGAGAGAGAUUGGGUGGGGGAAGGUACCACACACUUAAACAACCAGAUCUCACAAAAACUCAUUCACUAUCAUGAGGAUAGCAGCAAUCUAUGAGGGAUCUGCCCCCAUGAUACAAACAUUCCCUGCCAGGCUCCACCUGCAACAUGGAGAUUACAAUUCAACAUUAGAUUUGGUGGGGACAAAUAUUCAAACCAUAUCAACUUUUAACUGGUGUGAUUGGCCUGAAUGCUAAACAAAGAAGCUUGAACUUUAUGUGAAAGGUAUAGAUAGUUCCUUAAGGCCUUGAAUAAGAGGAUGACCUAAUCACUACUACAUUCUUCAGUAUUAUAUUGAAAAGAAGUUUGAAUUUCAUUAUGUAAGUAAUCCGUUUAUCAGAUAACAACUGAUAAUCAGAGAAAUUUCUCAGAGAGAUGAGGGAAAGCUACCAAAUGACCAAAAGGAUAACCACAGGAAGGCUGGCUACAAAAUAAUUAAUGUGCUUGAAAGACAGCUAUUUAGAAGCUUUUGACAGAUGAAACUGCAAAGAUGCAUUCAGUUUCUUACAACACAAAUGAAGAAAAGUAAAUUAGCUAAGGUGAUAAAUGAAAUUAUCUUGACAUUAAGCUGUGGAAAAUGAUCUCCCAAAGAAAAAAUAUGGAAAACUCAUCAAGUCAGACUAUUUGAAAAUAGACCAUUUCAAGUAGGAGUUAACACACUGUCACUAUUCUACCUGGACUCUUUGCAGAAUAAAAGUCAUACAGUAGGCUUUUUCAUGUUUAAUAGAUGUUGUCAAUGAAUAAUAAAUAUGAUAAUGAUACCCAUGUAUAUAACAUUAUCUAUUUAUGAAUAGAAGAGAAAGUUAAUAUUUGAGCUGUACUCAUCUGACCUACCCCUCUUAUAAACAUUUUGUACCUUUUUUCCAUUUCACAUAAGCAAAAGUGAGGAAUUUGGCAUUUGGAGAUUUGAUCUCAAGUCUAGUAUUAACAUAAAUAGGUUUGUGUUUAUAACCGAAUAAAAUAUUAAUAUUUCUGAGCCUUGUUUGUUGUUAAAGUAGGAAUAAUGACUAUAAAUGUUAAUAGUAUAUCUCAAUAAACUUAAAGAAAUAAUGGUAAAAGUAAAAAUUUUUCGCUUCCAAAAAUUCUAAGCCUGCAGGUAUUUGCCCCAUUUCACCAUAAGUUUAUACAACUUUACAUAGGCAAAACUGAAUGUAUAGUCUAUAAACAAAAGAAUGCCUCUUGACUAUUUUUUAAAAUGGAGAAUACUGAUAAAUAUAUUUGUAAAAAUUAUAAAAUAAGUUAUUUUAGGCAAUAUAUGAUAAGUUGGUCAGCCAGUUCACUUCAUACAAUAUACAAAAAUUAAAGUAGAUCAUAGACCUAAAUCUAAAAGUAAAAGAUAUAAAACUUCUAGAAUAAAACAUGAAAUAAAAAUAUUGUGAUCUUGAGGUUAAGCAAAUAUUUAAGACACAAAGUAUGAAUCAUAAAAGUUAAAAAUUUGGUAAGUUAGACUUUAUCAAAAUUCAAAAUUUUUGCCCUUUAAUGGCACCGUUAAGAAAUGAAAAGGAAAGUCACAGAAUAGUAGAAAAUAUUCACACUACAAAUAGCUGACAACUGGUAUACAAAAUAUAUUUUUAAAAUCUCCCAAAGCUCAAUAAUAAGAUAAUUCAGUUUCUUUAAUGGACAAAAUAUUUGAACAUACAUUUUACGAAAGCAGAUAUACAAAUGGCCAGUAAGCAGAUGGAAAGGUUUUCAACAUGGUUAGUCAUUAGGAAAACACGUAUUAAAACUACAGUGAGACACCACUUCAUUAGGAUGGCCACAAUUUAAAAGACUAAUAAUACCAAAUGUUAGCGAAGAUGUGGAACAAUUGGAGUUUACACUCUAAAGGCGUGAAUGUAACUCUAAAGCUACUCUAAAGGUAGUUAAAUGUAGUUCAAAAAACUGGCAGUUUCUUAUAAAGUUAAACAUACACUUAUCAUAUGACCAGCCAUUCCAGUUCUAUGCAUUCAACCUGUAGAUCAAAAAAAAAAAGGGUUCACACAAAGUGUUAAACGCAAAUCUUCAUAGUGGCCUUAUUCACAAUAACCAAAAAUGUAAAACAGCCCAUGUGUUCAUCAAAUGGAAAAUGGAUAAACAGGUAGUAGUACCUCAGUACAAAGUAACACUACUUAAUAAUAAAAAGGAAUGAACUACUGACAUAGGUAAUAGCAUUGAUGAAUCUCAAAAUCAUCAUGCUGAUAGAAACAAGACACCAAAAAUACAUACUGUGUGGUUUCAUUUAUAUAAAUUCUAGAAAAUGCAAACUAAUUUAUAGUGAGUCCAGCAAAUCAGUGAGCUGGGGGCCAGGAUCAGAAGUAGAAGUGAACUGCAAAGGGAUACUGGGAAAUAUUUGAGGGGUAACAGGUAUAUUCUGUAUCUUGAGUGUGGCAGUGAUUUCACAGGAGUCUACAGCUAUCAAAAUUCAUCCAAAUAUGCACUCUAAAUGGGUACAGUUUAUUGUAUAUAUCUUGAUGAGGAUUUUUCUUUAAAAGAAGCAGCCUAGAAUUCUAGGAGAGCAAACUUAAAUAAAAUUUAGUUAGUAAGUUGACUAAAAAGUAAAGAACUUACUUGAGGAUUUUGACAGUAGACAGAAAACAACAUAUAUCCAGAUGAAUGAACUUAAUGAAAUUAUCCAAAUUGAACCUCAAAAAGGAAAAAGGUAAAAAGAACCUCACACAGUAAGAAAUGUAAAAUAUAUGAAGUUCUAGGAAGAGAAGAAAGACAAAAUAAGAAAGAAGUAAUCAUUUGAGAAAAAUGGCUGAUAACUUUCUGAAUUAAUGAAAGGUAUUAAUAAAAUCUUCAAGAUGCUUAGCAAGCUCCAAAUAGGAUAAAUACAAUGGAAAUGACAUGUAGGUACAUAAAAGUCAAACUUAUUAAACCAAAUAUUAAAAAGACAAUCUUAAAAGCAACUAGAGAAUAAAGACAAUCACAAGAAAUCCACUGACAUCAUAAUUAAGGCUUCCAAGUACAAGACUAUAUGUAAUGAUAACUUUCACGUGCUGAAAGAAAAAACUGCCAAACUUGUAUUCUAUACUCAGAAAAAAUAUUUUUCAAAGUCAAGAAAAAAGUUUCAAAAAUUUCUCAGGUAGGCCAGGCACAGUGGCUCACACCUGUAAUCCCAGCACUUUGGGAGGCCAAGGCAGGUGGAUCACCUGAGGUCAGGAGCUCGAGACACCAGCCUGACCAACAUGGAGAAACCCUAUCUCUACAAAAAAUACAAAAUUAGCCAAGCAUGGUGGCACAUGCCUGUAAUCCCUGCUACUCAGGAGGCUGAGGCAGGAGAAUCACCUGAACCUGGGAGGUGGAGGUUGAGGUGAGCCAAGAUCAUGCCAUUGCACUCCAGCCCAGGCAACAAGAAUGAAACUCCUUCUCAAAAAAUAACAGGCAAAUAAAAUCUAAGAAAAAAGCAGAAGAUGUUCUUUGGCUCUAAGGAAAAUGAUACCAGAUAGAAUAUGAAAGUGGAAAAAAGAAUGAACAACUCUAGGGAGGGUAAAUUAAUAGAUGAAAAAAUUAACUAUUGAAAGCAAUAAUAACUAUAUCAUUCAAUGUUUUAACAUGUAGGAAUAAAAUAUAUAACUAGAAAAUCAGAAUAAGCCAUCAGGCAACAAAGGAAUCACUGAGAGAUGGGAAACACAUGAGGUGAAUCCUACAAUUGCCUCAGCUUACUGCCUAGAGAAAAUUUUCAGACUGCAAUGCAGGGAUGGGAGAAAACUACAAAACCACAGAGAAAGUUCCAGAGGGUCCCCUAAGGUAUACAGUUGAGUACUGAUUUGUACAAGCAGGUGAGGAAGCUACCCAUGGCCAGAGAAAAGAACCAUCGAAAAGAAUCAGAGCCAACAGUGUCCACAGAUCACAGACAUCCAGGAAAAAUACCUUUUCCCAACAGCCAGAGUAGAAAACCUCAUAAUUCAUGGGAUGUUGGGUAGGAGUACAAAGAAUGAUCUUGGCUCAUUAGUGGGGAAAAUUAACCUUAGACUAAAUACUGCUUCAGUUCUUCCCAAUAAAGCUAGAAGGAAGACCUAAAACUCCCUUUUAGCCAACCUGUUUUAAAGUAACUUAACUGCAUCCCAAAAGCAAGUUUAAUAAUAUUUACAGGAAUACAAAAGUAUCAAGAACCCAACAAGGUAAAGUUCAUAAUGUCUGACAUCCAACAAAAAAUUACCAGACAUGCAAGGAAGCAGGAAAGUAUGAUCCAUAAUGAGGAAAAAAAAAAUCAUUCAAUUUAAAAGUGACUCAGAAAUGACACAAAUAAUAGAAUUAGUAGACAAGAACAUUAAAACAAUUAUCAUAUUAGUAGUUAAUAUGUUCAAAAAGCAAAAAUAAAAGAUUAAAAAUGUUAAGUAGCAACAUUGGAGAUAUUAAAAACAAAGAACUUCUAGAGAUUAAAACUACAAUGCAUGAGAUGAAAACAAUACACUGGAUGGCUUAGUGUCAGAAGAAAGAUUGGUGAACUUGAAGAAAUAGUAAAAAAAAAAUCCAUAAUCAACUACAGAGAGAAAAAUUACUGAAAAAAAAAAAAGAACAGAAUAUCAGUUAGCUGUGGGACAACUAUAAGGAGAAUGCCUAUAACUGAAGUCCCUGAAUGAGGAGAGAAACUUGCAGACAGAAAAAGAAUUUAAAUAAAUAAUUACCAAAAUUUAUCACAAGAUAGAUGGUGAUAAAGUAUGUAUACUAUAAACCCUGUAGUUAACAACUAAAGUGAUACUACAAAGACUUACAUCAAAUAAGCCAACAAAGAAGAUAAAAUGAAGUCAUAAAAAAAUACUCAGUUCAAAACAAGGUAGAAAAAGAGGACAAAGAGAACAAAAAGCAGAUAAAACAAAUAACAAAUAGCAAGAUGGUAGAUUUAAACCCAAUCAUAUAAAUGUUAAUGAUAUAUAAACUACCUAAAUAUAAUAUAAAUUAUCUAAUGAAUGGUCUAAAUACCCUAACUAAAAGUCAGAGGUUGUUGAAUUGGUUAAAAUGCCUAACACAACUGUAUGCUGCCUACAAGAAAUACAUCUUAAACAUAAAUCAAUAGAUUAAAACUUAAAGGGUGAUAACAAAUACCAUUCUGACAUUAACAAAACUGGAGAGGCUGUAUUAUUAUCAGACAAAUUGGACUCUAGAGUAAAGAAUGUUACCAGAGAGUGCCAUUUCAUAAUAAAAAAAGGUCUCAAUUCAUCAAGAAGACAUAAAAAUUAUAAACAUACAUGCUCCUAAUAACAGAGCCUUAAAAUACAUGAAGCAAAAUCUGAUAAGGAUAAGUUUGAGGAUUAACAAUUUUUAACUUUCUCCUUUUUUGGAGACAGAGUCUCACUCUGUCUUCCAGGCUGGAAUGCCAUAGCACAAUCUCAGCUCACUGCAAUCUCUGCCUCCCAGGUUACAGUGAUUCUCCUGCCUCAGCUUCCUGAGUAGCUGGGACUACAGGCACGCACCACCACACCCAGCUAAUUUUCAUAUUUUUAGUAGAGAUGGGGUUUCGCCAUUUCUAGUAAAGAAUAUUAGUAGUAUUAAGAAUACAGAUGUGAGCCCCUGAACCUGAUAGUUUUUAACUUUCUUAAUGCAAAGACAUAUCUAUAGCUUAUUUUAUAUAAAUUUUAAAUUUAUUACUUAAGAUAUAAUAAUAACUUUUACCUUGACCAAGGAAAUUAGCCACAGAAAAUGACUAAGUAUACCAGGUACAGUGGCUCACGCUUGUAAUCCCAGCACUUUGGGAGGCCAAGAAAGAUGGAUCACUGGAAGUCAGGAGUUCAAGACCAUCCUGGCCAAGAUGGCAAAACCCUGUCUCUACUAAAAAUACAAAUAUUAGCUAGUCAUGGUGGGCUCACGCCUGUAAUCCCCACACUUUGGGAGACUAAGAAGGGUGGAUCACUGGAGGUUAGGAGUUCAAGACCAACCUGGCCGAAAUGGCAAAACCCUGUCUCUUCUAAAAAUACAAAAAUUAGCCAGUCAUGGUGACUCACACAUGUAAUCCCAGCUACUCGGGAGGCUGAGGCAGGAGAGUCACUUGAACCCAGGAUGCAGAGGCAGUGAGCUGAGAUUGUGCCACUGCACUCCAGCCUGGGAGACAGAGCAAGACUCCAUCUCAACAACAACAACAACAACAAAAAGAAAGUAAAUGACUGACUUUGUGCUGACAUCAACAAAGCAAAUUACUUUCAUAGAUGUUUAUUUAAAAAAUAAACUUUCGGCCGGGUGCAGUGGCUCAAGCCUGUAAUCCCAGCACUUUGGGAGGCCGAGGUGGGUGGAUCACAAAGUCAAGAGAUUGAGACCAUCCUGAUCAACAUGGUGAAACCCCAUCUCUACUGAAAAUACAAAAAAUUAGCUGGGCACAGUGGCGCGUGCCUGUAAUCCCAGCUACUCAGGAGGCUGAGGCAGGAGAAUUGCCUGAACCCAGUGGAGGCGGAGGUUGCGGUGAGCCGAGAUCGUGCCAUUGCACUCCAGCUUGCGUAACAAAAGCGAAACUCCGUGUAAAAAAAAAAAAAACAAACAAAAAAUAAAAUAAAACAAACUUUCCUGCAAAAAAAUGCCAGGUUUAUAUGGCUUUAAUGCUGAAUUCUUGCUUAUAAUUAAAGAACAAAUAAUAGCAAUUUACACAAACUAUUCCAGAGAAUUAAAAAAAGAGGAAACACUUCUGAACUCAAAGACUGGCAAAACAUUGAUAUGAAAAUAUGACAUUACAAGUAAGAAAAUUUAUAGUCCAGAAUCUCUCAUGAACAUAGAUGUAAAAAUCCUAACAAAAUAUCAGUAAAUUGGCAGGGUGUGAUAGCUAAUGCCUAUAAUCCCAGCACUUUGGGAAGUCAAAGCAAGAGGAUUGUUUGAGCCCAAGAGUUUGAGACCAGCCUGGCCAACAUAGUGAUAUCCUGUCUCUAAAAAAAAUUGCUUACAUUAGCUGGGUGUGGUGGCAUGCUUCUGUAGCCCUAGCUUCUCAGGAGGCUGACGUGGGAGGAUCAGGUGAGCCCAGAAGUAUGAGGUUAGAGUGAGCUAUGACCACACCACUGCAUUCCAGUCUGGGUAACAGAACAAGACCCUGUCUCUAAAAACAAAAAAUAUAUAUAUAAAUAAAUGGGAUUCCAGGAAUUUAAAAAUAUACAUAAUAUACCAUCACAGAGAAGGAUUUACUCCAGGAAUAAAAGGUUGAUUUAACAUUUUAAAAUUCUGUUAUUAUAAUUUGCCACAUUAACAGAAUAAUAUUGGGGGAAGGAGGAGAAUAAAAUCAUCUUAAUAAGUGAAGAAAACAUAUUUGAUAAAGCUGAACAUGCAUUGAUGAUUUUAGAAAAAAAUCCCCAACAAAGGAGAAAUAGAAUAAAAUAUCCUUAAUCUCAAAGGGUUAUCUAGGAAUAAAACCCUGUAGCUAUGUCAUUAUCAGUGGUUAAAGUUUUCUCUCCAAAGUCAAGAAUAAGAUGGGGAUCCUACUACCACUACUGUUAUUCAUCAUUAUGCUGUAGGUCCCAGACAGUUGUAUAAGCCAAGAAAGAGAAAUAAAAGGUAUGAAGAUUAAAAACAAAAACUAAAACUAUCUUCAUUUAUGUAUUACAUGAUUGUAAAGCCAGAAAAUCUAAAACUAUACAGACUAUUAGAAUUAAUUUAGUAAGCCCUCUAGAUACAAAGUCAACACAUGAAAACCAAGUGUAUUUCUACAUACUAUCAAGAAAUGAUCAGAAAAUAAAAUACUUUAAAAUGUAAUUUAUAGUAACAUUUAGAAAUCAAAUAUUUAGGAACAAAUUUAAGAGGAGUUCCAUAAAGCAAAUAAUAGUCAAAACUACAAAAUAUUGCUGAGAGAAAUUAAAGGUGAUGUAAAUAAUUGAAGAGCUAUAUUAUGUGCAUGAAUCAAAAGAUUGAAAAUUGAUGUCAAUUUCCCCCAAUUUGAUAAGUAGAUUCAAUGCAAACCCAAUCUCUAAAAACCUUGGUGAAAUAUGUGGUCAACUUCAGCAGGAUAAAUCUUAAGUUUAUAUGGAAAUGCAAAGAACCUAAAAUAGCCAAGAACAAUAUUAAAGAAGAAUAAAAUUGAAAAGUUUACCAUCAGAGUUCAAGACUAACUAUAAAGCGGCAGUAAUUAAGACAGUGUGGUAUUGGUGCAAGGACAGGCAAAUAGGCCAAUGUAAUAGAGUCUAGAAAUACCCCCUGCAUAUGCAGUCAUUUAGUUGAUAACAAAGGUGUUACUACAAUUCAGUGGGGAAAUGAUGUUUUUAUUAAAUGAUACUUCAACAACUGUAUAUCCAUAUGGGAAAGAAAAUAAACUCUAACUCACACCAAAUCCAAAAAUUAAUUGAAGGUGGAUCAUAUACCCAACUGUGAAAUCUGAAACAAUAAAGCUCUAGAAGGAAACAGAAUAACUUCACAAUGCCGGGGUAGACAAUGAUUUCUUAAACAUUACAGAAAAAGCACUAACUUUAAGAAACAAAAUUGAUUAAAAUUGAGAACUUCUAUUAUCAAAAUACAUUAGCAGUAAAUUGAAUAGGCAAUUAUAAAGUAGGAGAAUAUAUUUGCAAUACUUACAUCUGAUAAAGGAUUAUAUCCAUAAAUAACUCUACAGAUCAAUAAGAAAGUGUUUUAAAUGGGCAAAACACUUGAACAGCACUUUUCAGAAAACAAAGUGAAACAAACAUCUACCUUAUGAUGUAGCAAUUCUGUUCCUAAGUAUAUGCCCCCUAAAAUAAGUACAUAUGUCUGUAAAAACUAUACAAGAAUAUUUAAAGCAGCUUUAUACUUAAUAACCAAAACUUGGCAACAACCUAAACACCCACCAGUAGGUGAAUGUAUAAACAAAUUAAUAAACUACCACUGAUAUACAGAACACAGAUAAAUCUCAAAAAUAUUAUGAUGUGCAAAAGAAGAGAGACAUAAGAGUACAAACUAUAUGAUUGCAUUUAUGUGAAGCUCAAGAACCAGCAGCUAACCUAUGUGAUAGAAGUCAGAAUAUUUAUCUCUGGAUACACAGUCAACACACAAAAAUCACCUAUAUAUUUCGUCAACACAUGAAAACCGAGUAUUGGCUGUGAGUUAUUACAAGAGAGCUUCCUUGGGGGCUAAAAAAUAUUCUAUAUAUUGAUAUGGCUGGUGGUUACAAAGUGUAUACAUUUGUAAAAAUAUAUACAUAAGAUGUAUUUAUUUUACUGUAUACAAAUUAAACUCGAAGUUUAAAAGCAUAUAGACUGGCAUUGUACAUACCAUUUGGCACAUUCCGUGUAUAGGCUUUAUGCAGCAUGCUUUUUGGUAUCAGGUUAUUCAAAAUGUAAACCUUCUUAAUCCUAUCAAGGUACAAAAUAUAGCAUAGUGGCUAAGAGUUUGGGUCUAAGAGUCAAUUCUUCUUCAAGAAAAAAUUUUUGAGCGCCUUAAUAUGUGCCAGGCUCUGGUCUGAGUAGUGUGGUAAUGAGCAGCGAAUACAACUGAGAGUCUGCCCUAACAGAUCAUAGUCUAGUAGGAGACACAGAUAAUACAAAUAUAAAUAAUAUAAUAAGUUAAAAGAAAAAUUAGGCAGGACAAUUGGAUGCACGGUAAGGUGGCUAUUUCAGAUAGAUUAAUGUAGCUUCUCUAAGAUUACAUUUGAGCAGAGACCUGAAUGAUGUAAAGAAGCCAGCUAUGAGAAUCUUUAGUGGAAAACUAAACCCUAGGCCUUUAAUUUAGCUAUUUUGGAAACCCUGAGCAGGCUAUUCAACUUCUCUGAGUUCCUGUUUCACCAUCCAUAAAAUGUGUAUUAUUAUAUUUCCAGAUUAUAUUAAGGAUUAAGUGAGAUAUAUGUAAAGUGCUAACACAAUAUCUGAUACAUUAUAAGGAAAGAAUACAUAAUGAUUGCUUAAAUCAUGGAAUAAGUUGCAAACAGAUGCAUCAGUGUUAUAGAAUAGGGGAUUUUGCUUAUUUUGCCCUUUUUGGGGGAGUCUUGCUGUAUCGCCCAGGAUAGAAUGCAGUGGCACAAUCUUGGCUCACCGCAACCUCCGCCUCCUGGAUUCAAGCUAUUCUCCUGCCUCAGCCUCACAAGUAGCUGAGAUUACAGGCAGCUAAUUUUUGUAUUUUUAGUAGAGACAGGGUUUUGCCAUGUUGGCCAGGCUGUUUUAGAACUCUUGACCUCACAGGAUCCACGCCCCCCUCAGCCUCCGAAAGUGCUAAGAUUACAGCCAUGAGCCACCAUGCCCAGCCACUUUUGCUUAUUAUUCUGUAUAGUAUUAAGUGUUCCAUAAACAUUUGAGGUUCAGUAUAUUUAAUGUAAUACCUGUUUUGCAAUGAGUCAGUUUCAGUAUACCUCUAGCACAGAAAAGGACAAGAAAAUGGAGACGUGAGGAGAAAAAAUGGUGUCCGUGGAUUAUAGUACCUAUAGCCAAGCUGCAGCGCAGCAGGGUGCUUACAGCGCCCAGCCCACUCAAGGAUAUGCACAGACCACCCAGGCAUAUGGGCAACAAAGCUAUGGAACCUAUGGACAGCCCACUGAUGUUAGCUAUACCCAGGCUCAGACCGCUGCAACUUAUGAGCAGACCGCCUAUGCAACUUCUUAUGGACAGCCUCCCACUGGUUAUACUACUCCAACUGCCCCCGCAGUUGCCUGGCCAGUGCCUGUCCAGGGGUAUGGCACUGGUGCUUAUGAUACCAUCACUGCUACAGUCACCACCACCCAGGCCUCCUACGCAGCUCAGUCUGCAUAUGGCACUCAGCCUGCUCAUCCAGCCUAUGGGCAGCAGCCAGCAGCCACUGCACCUAUAAGACUGCAGGAUGGUAACAAGCCCACUGAGACUAGUCAACCUCAAUCUAGCACAGGAGGUUACAACCAGCCCAGCCUAGGAUAUGGACAGAGUAACUACAGUUAUCCCCAGGUACCUGGGAGCUACCCUAUGCAGCCAGUCACCGCACCUCCAUCCUACCCUCCUACCUAUUCCUCUACACAGCCGACUAGUUAUGAUCAAAGCAGUUACUCUCAGCAGAACACCUAUGGGCAACUGAGCAGCUAUGGACAGCAGAGUAGCUAUGGUCAACAAAGGAGCUAUGAGCAACAGCCUCCCACUAGUUACCCACCCCAAACUGGAUCCUACAGCCAGGCUCCAAGUGAAUAUAGCCAACAGCAGCAGAGUUCAUUCCAACAGGACCACCCCAGUAGCGUGGGUGUUUAUGGGCAGGAGUCUGGAGGAUUUUCUGGACCAGGAGAGAACCAGAGCAUGAGUAGCCCUGAUAACCAGGGCAGGGGAAGAGGGGGAUUUGAUCGUGGAGGCAUGUGCAGAGGUGGGCAGGGAGGAGGACACGGUGGAAUGGGCGCUGGAGAGCGAGGUGGCUUCAGUAAGCCUGGUGGACCCAUGGACGAAGGACCAGAUCUUGAUCUAGGCCCAGCUGUAGAUCCAGAUGAAGAUUCUGACAACAGUGCAAUUUAUGUACAAUGAUUAAAUGAUAAUGUGACUCUAGAUGAUCUGGCAGACUUCUUUAAGCAGUGUGGGGUUGUUAAGAAGAACAAGAGUACUGGGCAACCCACGAUCCACAUCUACCUGGACAAGGAAACAGCAAAGCCCAAAGGCGAUGCCACAGUGUCCUAUGAAGACCCACCUACUGCCAAGGCUGCAGUGGAGUGGUUUGAUGGUAAAGACUUUCGGCUGGGUGCGGUGGCUCACGCCUGUAAUCCCAACACUUUGGGAGGCCGAGGUGGGUGGAUCACGAGGUCAACAGAUCAAGACCAUCCUGGUCAACAUGGUGAAACCCCGUCUCUACUAAAAAUACAAAAAAUUAGCUGGGCAUGGUGGUGCGUGCCUGUAAUCUCAGUUACUCAGGAGGCUGAGGCAGGAGAAUUGCCUGAUCCCAGGAGGCGGAGGUUGCGGUGAGCCGAGAUCGCGCCAUUGCACUCCAGCCUGGGUAACAAGAGUGAAACUCCGUCUCAAAAAAAAAAAAAAAAAAAGACUUUCAAGAGAGCAAACUUAAAGUCUCUCUUGCUCGGAAGAAGCCUCCAAUGAACAAUAUGCAGGGUGGUAUGCCACCCCAUGAGGGCAUAGGGAUGCCACCACCACUCCAUGGAGGGCCAGGAGGUCCUGGGGGACCCGUGGGUCACAUGGGAGGCCGUGGAGGAGAUAGAGGAGGCUUCCCUCCCAGAGGACCCCAGGGUUCCCAAGGGAACCCCUCUGGAGGAGGAAACGUCCGGCACCAAGCUGGAGACUGGCAGUGUCCCAGUCCGGGUUGUGGAAACCAGAACUUUGCCUGGAGAACAGAGUGCAACCAGUGUAAGGCCCCAAAGCCUGAAGGCUUCCUCCCACCCCCAGGUGGUGAUCAUGGCAGAGGUGGCCCUGGUGGCAUGCGGUGAGAAAGAGGUGGCCUCAUGGGUAGUGGUGGUCCCAGGUGGAAUGUUCAGAGGUGGCCAUGGUGGAGACAGAGGUGGCUUCCGUGGUGGCUGGGGCAUGGACCGAGGUGGCUUUGGUGGAGGAAGACGAGGUGGCCCUGGGGAGGUCCCCUGGACCUUUGAUGGAACAGAUGGGAGGAAGAAGAGGAGGACGUGCAGGACCUGGAAAAAUGGAUAAAGGGAAACACCGUCAGGAGCGCAGAGAUCGGCCCCAUUAGAUGCAGAGACC
Callithrix jacchus (white-tufted-ear marmoset) is the source of this 13671-nucleotide messenger RNA. The record is from RefSeq and is a predicted model, not a curated record. Lineage: Eukaryota; Metazoa; Chordata; Mammalia; Primates; Cebidae.